Messenger RNA from Hydra vulgaris (swiftwater hydra), 414 nucleotides. The record is from RefSeq and is a predicted model, not a curated record. Lineage: Eukaryota; Metazoa; Cnidaria; Hydrozoa; Anthoathecata; Hydridae.
AUGAAAGAACUGCAAACUAAAGGAAAUGAAAAGCUGCAGGUGAAUAUUAAAGCUAUUGUUUGUGAUGCGCCUGCAAGAGCAUUUGUUAAAUGCAUUAUAGGGCAUAGUGGCUACCAUAGCUGUGAAAGAUGUGUGGAAGUUGGCACACAAAUGCAGGGCGUAAGAAUAUUGGAAACAAAUGCUUCUCUUCGUACCGAUGUACCCUUUAAAAAUAAUUUAUAUAAAGAAGGUCACCAACUUAAAAGUCUCUCUCUACUUGUUCAAUUAAACUUAUAUUAUAGAAGAAAGAUGACAAUGGCAUUCUGUGAAAGUGAUAAAGAUAUUGUAGUUAGUGAUGAAGAACAACACGGAAGACAUUAUUUGAGUUCAAAUGACCAAAGAAUAUCUAAAGUGAUUUCAAAUAUAGCAGGUUAA